Colias croceus (clouded yellow) is the source of this 1382-nucleotide messenger RNA. RefSeq names its product 60S acidic ribosomal protein P0 (gene RpLP0). Gene Ontology annotation, biological process: ribosomal large subunit assembly; cytoplasmic translation; ribosome biogenesis. The record is from RefSeq and is a predicted model, not a curated record. The transcript is spliced from 7 exons. Lineage: Eukaryota; Metazoa; Arthropoda; Insecta; Lepidoptera; Pieridae. Bases 135 to 1085 code for a protein of 316 amino acids. Gene Ontology annotation, cellular component: cytosolic large ribosomal subunit. Gene Ontology annotation, molecular function: structural constituent of ribosome; large ribosomal subunit rRNA binding.
CUUAUAGAGUUAAAUGUAAAAUAAUCUGUCAAUUGCAGAUUUGACAUUCUUAUUUGUCCCGCGCGCACAGGAAUUGUGCGUUUUGCGUUUUGUCUUGUCCUUAAAUUUCUCCGAAGUCCCUACACACAGACACGAUGGGUAGGGAGGACAAGGCUACUUGGAAGACCAAUUACUUCACCAAGAUUAUCCAAUUGCUGGAUGAGUACCCCAAAUGUUUCAUUGUGGGCGCCGACAAUGUGGGCUCCACCCAGAUGCAGCAGAUCCGUAUCUCCCUCAGGGGCCACAGCAUUGUCCUCAUGGGCAAGAACACCAUGAUGCGUAAGGCCAUCAAGGACCAUCUGGAGACCAACCCAGCUCUCGAGCAGCUGCUGCCCCACAUCAAGGGCAAUGUCGGAUUUGUCUUCACCCGUGGUGACCUUGUUGAGGUCCGUGACAAGCUGCUGGAGAACAAGGUGCGUGCCCCCGCCAGGCCCGGUGCCAUCGCUCCCCUGGAGGUCAUCAUCCCAGCCCACAACACCGGUCUCGGUCCCGAGAAGACUGCCUUCUUCCAGGCUCUGUCCAUCCCCACCAAGAUUUCCAAGGGUACCAUUGAAAUCAUCAACGAUGUGCACAUCUUGAAGCCCGGCGACAAGGUGGGCGCCUCCGAGGCCACCCUCCUCAACAUGUUGAACAUCUCUCCCUUCUCGUACGGUCUUGUUGUGAAGCAGGUGUACGACUCUGGCACCAUCUUUGCCCCCUCAAUCCUGGACAUCAAGCCGGAGGACCUCCGCGCCAAGUUCAUGGAGGGAGUGGCCAACGUAGCCGCUGUGUCUCUGUCCAUUGGCUACCCCACAGUGGCCUCCGCUCCACACUCGAUUGCCAACGGUUUCAAGAACCUGCUGGCCAUCGCUGCCGUCACCGAGGUUGAGUUCAAGGAAGCGACCACCAUCAAGGAGUUCAUUAAGGACCCCAGCAAGUUCGCAGCGGUUGCCGCUGUCGCAGCGCCCGCUGCCGCGGCGCCGGCCGCCAAGAAGGAAGAGGAGAAGAAGCCCGAGAAGGAAGACUCUGAGAGUGAUGACGACAUGGGCUUCGGACUCUUUGACUAGACACACACACUGCAUAGUCAUCAUACACGUGGCUAUAGUCAUCAUACACGUGGCUAUAGUCAUCAUACACGUGGCUAUAGUCAUCAUACACCUGACUAAAGUCAUCAAACACCUGACUAAAAGAGCAAAUGUCAUCAGCUCUUUGACUACAUGUAUUCAAUCUUUUGUACCACUUUUGUCACCUUUCAUUGUCAUUCAGUUUCCAUAAUGAAACAUCUGUGGCUGCUCGUCCGUUUGCGCCGCCGGGUGGGACGCCCGUAUGGCGGCCUUAUGUUUGAAUAAAGCUACUUUGAUGGA